AUGAAGCAGCGCGAUAUGUUCAAGAGUCGUGUGAAGCGACUACUCAAGGAGCAGAAAGACAUGGGUCAAGUGACUGAAGCCGCAGCGGUCACUUGCUCCUCGAUCUUGAAGGUUUUCGUAAGGGAUAUAGCGACUAAAAUGCAGAACCACAAAGUGGAAGGAGGUGGUUUGACACCAGUUGAACUAAAGAAAAGUAUACUGGCAAGUAGCGAACUCAGUUUCCUGCACGAAAAGGUGGUAGCUAUUGAUGAGAACAAUGCAAAAUACCACAAACGUGCUCGUAGAAGCCAAAAACGGAACUUGAAGACAACUGCCAAGAAAUCGACUACAUCAGCUGCCAAAAGUCUAAAAAAACCGCGAACAUUGAAGACGAAGAAGACUACCGAAAGAGAAACGGUGUUAGAGCAAAUACUUGGCAAAGGAUCGAUACGUGAUGGCGUCGGAGGUGAUGAUGGCAGCUCAGCUCGAAAGUGCACUUUGGAUAUUGAGGAGGAUGAAAACUACGACGAGAGCGAUAGCGAUGAGUGA
Messenger RNA from Plasmopara halstedii, 528 nucleotides. RefSeq names its product Transcription factor CBF/NF-Y/archaeal histone. Gene Ontology annotation, molecular function: protein heterodimerization activity. The record is from RefSeq and is a predicted model, not a curated record. Bases 1 to 528 code for a protein of 175 amino acids. NCBI's taxonomy places the organism in Eukaryota, Oomycota, Peronosporomycetes, Peronosporales, Peronosporaceae. The transcript is spliced from 5 exons.